Messenger RNA from Ceratotherium simum simum (southern white rhinoceros), 4359 nucleotides. It is a transcript of the gene PCYT1A, whose product is annotated as phosphate cytidylyltransferase 1A, choline. Gene Ontology annotation, molecular function: choline-phosphate cytidylyltransferase activity; phosphatidylcholine binding. NCBI's taxonomy places the organism in Eukaryota, Metazoa, Chordata, Mammalia, Perissodactyla, Rhinocerotidae. The record is from RefSeq and is a predicted model, not a curated record. Gene Ontology annotation, cellular component: endoplasmic reticulum. Gene Ontology annotation, biological process: CDP-choline pathway.
GGCGUCUUCACUGCCUACGCCAGUUCCGCGUGGAGACUGACCCUUAGCCAUUUCCUUUCCUGUCUGGAGUUUUCUGCUCAGUCACUCCUUCCCCGGGGACUCCGUGGAGGCGGAACUACUGUGUCAGAAGCAGUAGUUUUCAGGGGAAAGUUGUGGUCGGAUUGACAAGAGGGCGGGCAGUGGGCGGGACUUCCGGCCCGCUCUUCCGUCAGCUGCCUUUCCCGGGCGUCUCCCCGCAACCUCCUCGACUUCCCUUGUCCGUGACGCGGCGCCCGGCGGAGGUCCGACGGGACGGGGGCCCGGGGAGCUUAGGCUGCAGUUAGAAGAUGGACAUACAGAGUUCAGCCAAAGUCAAUACGAGGAAGAGGAGGAAAGAGGCACCUGGACCCAAUGGGGCAACAGAGGAAGACGGAAUUCCUUUUAAAAUGUCGCGCUGUGCAAUUGGCUUACGGCAGCCAGCCCCUUUUUCUGAUGAAAUUGAAGUAGACUUUAGUAAGCCCUAUGUCAGGGUAACUAUGGAAGAAGCCAGCAGAGGAACUCCUUGUGAGCGGCCUGUGAGAGUUUAUGCAGAUGGAAUAUUUGACUUAUUUCACUCUGGUCAUGCCCGGGCUCUGAUGCAAGCAAAGAACCUUUUCCCUAAUACAUACCUCAUUGUGGGAGUUUGCAGUGAUGAGCUAACGCACAACUUCAAAGGCUUCACAGUGAUGAAUGAAAAUGAGCGCUAUGAUGCAGUGCAGCACUGCCGCUAUGUGGAUGAGGUGGUGAGGAAUGCCCCCUGGACCCUGACACCGGAGUUCUUGGCAGAACACCGGAUUGAUUUUGUAGCCCAUGAUGACAUACCUUAUUCUUCUGCUGGGAGUGAUGAUGUUUAUAAGCACAUCAAAGAAGCAGGCAUGUUUGCUCCAACACAGAGGACAGAAGGUAUCUCCACAUCAGACAUCAUCACCCGAAUUGUCCGGGACUAUGAUGUGUACGCGAGACGGAACCUACAAAGGGGCUACACGGCCAAGGAGCUCAACGUCAGCUUUAUCAACGAGAAGAAAUACCACUUGCAGGAGCGGGUUGACAAAGUAAAGAAGAAAGUGAGAGACGUGGAGGAAAAGUCAAAAGAAUUUGUUCAGAAGGUAGAGGAAAAAAGCAUUGACCUCAUUCAGAAAUGGGAGGAGAAAUCUCGAGAAUUCAUUGGAAGUUUCCUGGAAAUGUUUGGUCCAGAAGGAGCACUGAAACAUAUGCUGAAAGAGGGGAAAGGCCGGAUGCUGCAGGCCAUCAGUCCAAAGCAGAGUCCCAGCAGCAGCCCCACUCGUGAACGCUCCCCCUCCCCCUCUUUCCGAUGGCCCUUCUCUGGCAAGACUUCCCCACCUUCCUCCCCAACAAACCUCUCCAGGCACAAGGCUGCAGCCUAUGAUAUCAGUGAGGAUGAAGAAGACUAAUUUUUCAUCCCUCCUUUCCUCUCCCCUCCCUCUGCCCCAUCACCUUCAGAAGCUCUUUGUUGAAUUCCAAAUUGUGAUCCCAACACUAAACGUAAGGACAGCUACAAACGAAAGACAAUUGGGGCAAGAGGACCUAGGAUGAGGAGACCAGACAGCGCGUCCUCCAAGAGACAUCACCCACCCAUACCAAGAAGGAGGCUGACUACACCUUAGAAGCCUGUUCUGCAUCCAUAUACCCUCCCCAUGGACUUUGCUUUACUGUUUAUGUUCAUGUGAUCUUGACAGGGAAAUUGUCAUUUUUAUUAAUUUUUAAAAAAUUAAUCUUUCAAAUAUAGUAAGGAGAACUAAUUUUUUGCCCUUGAGGAGUGGGCAGAAGGAAGUGGUAUAAUACCCAGAGACCUUUUCUUCCUGAUACACUGUGGUGUUUGCCUCUUCUUCUGAGGCAAACUGGCUUGCCAAAUCCUUCAAGCAAUGAGCCAUGCUGAUGGAUGAUUUGGGGGGGAAAUAUCAUAAUUUUGGUUACCUUCAAGAAAAGCUAAAAGCUGAGUUACAGUCACAAAUCCUCUAAAUGUACUGCUGAUACAUGUGUCAGUGUGGCUGUGGGAAGAAGGAGAUCUGAGCCUAACUUUUCUUACUCCCUGAGGAGUUUCUUGUUGGACCCAGUGGGGUCCAUGAAGACACUGAUGGGGAUGGAACCAGACCACAUGGCAUCAGCUGCAGCUUUUCUGCUGUGUUCAUCUUCUCAGAAAAUGUCUUGCCCAGUUAUUUGGGAGCUCUUGUCAAUCUCUUUUCUGCAAUCUACUUUUAAAGGAAGGAACACUUUCUGGGUUACUGUGAUUGAGGAGGGGAGUGGGACAAUACUCAAUCAUAUACCAAGUCAGUUUAGAUUAAUUUUUCUGCUGGGAGUAAGUCUCUGGCCCUGCUACUGCUAUUUCAGUGCUUAUUACCUAGCUUUUUACAAAGAAUACUUUGUAAAUGUCUGCAGUUUGAACAUGAUCUGUUAAUCCAUGUUGCUGAUAGCCAUAUUGAACAUUUAGAGAGAUGUGCACAGAACAUAGACACAAAAGUGUAAGUAAACAACCCCCCUUUCUAAAGCCUUAUCUUGACCUCUGCCCCUCUUAAGAAUGUUCUUAACUGGAACCAGUGCUCCAUGCAGUGUUUCUUUUCCUCAGAGUUGCAGCUGACAGAGACUUCCCUUCACUGCCCCUCCAGCAGGCCACAAAGCAUGGGUUCACAUUACAAGAGUAUGGUAGGGUCUCUCCCUCUCCAUGUGUGCCUGGUGGUUAUGGUUCUACCUCCCCUAUUAACGUUGCCCAGGGGGAUUCACCUCUUCAAUUUCACAUCAGAGAAUGCUGAAACCUAACACUUGCUGUUGAGCAUGAGCUCAUUUAAACCUCCAGCAUCCUACAGCUACAUGACCUCGCAGAACAUCAUCCACAGUAAUCCUGUAGCUGGGUUCAGGGGAAAAUUGCUUAUGUCCAAGCCCCACCCCGUCACUCAUAAAUACCCCUUGUGGGGGUGAAGUUUUAGUGUUUUCAGCUAAGAAAACCACAUUUCAUCUUUUCUUGCCUCUCUGCUAGGGCUAUGAGGAUCUCAUAGUCCCCUUCAUAAAAACUUUCUGAUAAAACCUACUCUUCUGCCUAAGGGUCAAAGGCUAGAAUCACUGCCUGCCUGCACAGCAGGACUACCUAUGUCCUUAAAACUCAGAUCACCCAGAGAGUCAGAGUAUGACAGAGUAGAGGGACAAAGAGGGGGAAACCUCUUGUCCUGAUGGCCUAUGAAAACUACAUUUCUAACUCUCUUCAUGAAGUGCUAUCUUUACUAUCAAAUCUAGUUUACACGAGCUUUGGCUUGGAAUCCUUUUUUUGAAACAGUUGGAGUUAAUGUUUUCUUAUAUUACCCAGCUUCAUAUGAUCACAUAUUUUAACUUUUCUGCUUCAGUCUUCCCUCUUGGAAUUCUGCCUGUUUUUGUCUUAUUCUCCCUGGUAUAGAAACGCGAUGCAGUCACCACUGAAGCCCACUUACUUGUUCCCUCAAAGUACACGUGUUAUCCAAGUGUAUUUGGAAAGGGAGAUGCCUAGAAUGUGGUUUUCCUCCCUGCAGUCACUCCUCUCAAGUGUAUGUCAUGUCUAGGUCCCAAAUGUUUGGGGCCUGCUCUGCUCUGUCAAUGGGCUGCUUUCGGCAUGCCCUGCCCUUGGAAUAUGACCUCCAGGCUGAUAAGCUCUGUGAGACUGCUGGGGCCAGCCUGUGCAUGUGUUCCUGAAAAACUCUCUUGCCCCUUUUGGUGAGCCUCUACUGCCUCAGUCUCCUAACACUAGUAUAUCUUCAAAUAAUUUUGACUUACAGCAAAACUUUUAUGGUGUGGCAUGUUAGAUACUUUGGGAUGAAUGUGAUCCUAGGUGCUGGAUAAGGAUGAGUGGAUAGAGGAAGCUGUUAGGAUGAUGCAUUAUUUGAUAUUUGUGCCUAAUUAAAUGAGGUUAGAGGUUUGCAUACCAUGACCAUGCCUGUGAUCUGUAAAUCUUCUAAUAUUAAUGUUUGAGGCUGUGGAGCUAUUUCUCUGAAUCCAUGCACAAAGCAGUCAGCCUGAAUAGGCCAAAUGUGGCAGAGAUGGGAGAGCCUUAAAAGUUGGUUGGCCUUGGAGCCUCUGCCUGCAAGAUAGAAGGAGAAUGGAGACUGAAGCCCUGUAGCUGGUGCUGAAGAGGUGCCAUUUCAGCAGUUACCUUGAGAUGGGCUGAGCAGGAAGUUUGCUCUUUUCAUACACUAGACACAGUAGAACUGAAGAAUAGAGGUUGAAACUUUAGAGGAAUAGAAAUGGAUCAUUUGUACUGCUGCAGCUGCUUCUGAUAGCUGGAGCCAAAGACCAUUAUUUUGCUGAGGCUUGGGUAAGAAGGUUGGGGAUGUGAGGAGGUUGAAAAUGCUGAAGAGAAGA